AUGUACACUUUCUCUGUUACAUCGUCUUAUAGAAAAGAGGAAGAAAGAACUUCUUCCCCUUCUUCAUCAUAUACAUCGUCUCCAUAUAUUUAUACAACUACUUCAAAAACUUAUAAAACUUCAAACACUUCUACUUCAACAACUUCUUCUCCACAUACCUCAACUUCUACUUUUUCUUCUCCUUCAUAUAAUUUCACAACUUCAACUUCUUCUUCUUCUUCAACUUCUCCCUCUUCAUAUAAUUUCACAACUUCAACUUCUUCUUCUUCAACUUCUCCUCCUUCAUAUAAUUUCACAACUUCAACUACUUCUUCUCCAACUUCUCCUCCUUCAUAUAAUUUCACAACUUCAAAUAUUUCUUCUCCUUCAUAUACUUACACGAAUUCUUCUCCAUACUCUUACUUAUCUACCUCUACCUAUUCAACUACUUCAACAAAUUCUCCUUCAACAGCUCUUUCUUUUGAUCUCUCUUCUGAUAAUGAUGAUUCUCCUUAUCACUUUACUGUAACUUCCGAUUAUCUCAAAAAAUUAUCUCUCAAAGAUGAUGACGAUGAUACGAAUCCCUCGUCCAAAUCGACUUCUAAUACUUCAUAUAAUUUUGAUAAUGGGACAUGCUCUUCUUCGCAAAAGAAAAAAAAGGAAAAGGAAUGUAUUAUUUGUGUAGAAUCUCGCAGUGUAAGACAUUUCCCAAAGAUCACAAAAUAUUGUUCACAUCCCAAUGAUAUUUGUAAGCUUUGUGUUUCUAAACAUAUCGAAACCCAGUUAAAUUCAAAGGGUGACAUUGAGGGAAUUCUUUGUCCUUUUGGUGAUAGCUGUGGUUUUUUGAUUGAAUACAAUGAUGUUCAAAGUAUUGUAAAUUCUAGUCUGUUUGAACAGUAUGAUAGCUUGUCAUUGAAACAAGCGUUAAGAAGUAUGCCAGAUUUCAGGUGGUGUAAGAAUGCUGGUUGUGGAUCUGGUCAAAUUCACUCCGGGGGUGAUAAAGAACCUAUAAUGACAUGUGAAGCAUGUGGGGAAAAAUCUUGUUACACGCACGACAUUCCAUGGCAUGAUAAUCUCUCUUGUGAGGAAUACAAUGAAGCAAAACAAGGUGAAGACAUGGCUACUCAAGAUUUACUUAAUCGCGAAACCAAACAAUGUCCCAAGUGUGGAGUUAGAAUCACCAAAAAUGGUGGUUGUAAUCAUAUGACUUGUAAAGUCCAAAAUUGUAGAUACGAGUUUUGUUGGUUGUGCUUGGCUGAUUAUGAUCAAAUUAGAAGGAACGGAAAUCAUCUUCAUAAACGUACUUGUCAAUUAUAUGCUUAG
Messenger RNA from Funneliformis mosseae, 1302 nucleotides. NCBI's taxonomy places the organism in Eukaryota, Fungi, Glomeromycota, Glomeromycetes, Glomerales, Glomeraceae. The record is from the annotation of a GenBank genome assembly.